Messenger RNA from Hevea brasiliensis (rubber tree), 2821 nucleotides. RefSeq names its product LOB domain-containing protein 36. The transcript has 2 exons. The record is from RefSeq and is a predicted model, not a curated record. Bases 690 to 1676 code for a protein of 328 amino acids. NCBI's taxonomy places the organism in Eukaryota, Viridiplantae, Streptophyta, Magnoliopsida, Malpighiales, Euphorbiaceae.
AUUGGAUUGACUCAACAACAUUUUUGUAGGUUAAAUUUCAAGAAUUUCCCUUAUACCCCUAACCUUCUGCUGGUAUUUAUAUGGAAAGAUGAUCUGGUUGCUUCUUAUGCGGAAAUCAAGGGAUUUGUGUGAUUUUUGGUUUUGAGAAGUAAAAACAAAUGAUUUUUAGCAAGAAAAUUAGAUCUUGAAAGAUCCCUUAAGACCUUUGAAUUUCUCUUUUAUUUUCUUUUUUUUUUCUUGAAUUUCACGACGAUGAUGAUGAACAAGAGACAGACAGAGACAGCCACAUAAAGACGACAAAUUUCUACACACAGAGAGGAAUAAUAAUAACUUCACACUUCUAUUCUUUUACAUUUUCUGGUAAUUUUACACCCGCCCAGUAGGUAUCGGAUCGCUGUUUUCUGCUCCCUCUCUAUCGCUUUCUCUUGUGAAUCUUUAUUUCUUCUUCCUCUUCUUCUGGCAAUUUUCUUGGGUUUACAAUACUGCGAUAUAUUUUUAGCCCAGAUGGAAAUCUUGUUCUUUUUUCAUCUUUCUUUCUUUCUUUCAUAGAUUUCUUUUUCUUGCUUGCUUUUACAGUAAGCAAAUUGAUUUGAUUAUUUAUAGUUAUUUGUGUAUCUUCCUUUGCAAAACCCAAUAUUUUCCUUCUUCAUUAUUUGUAAAAAAAUAUAUCGUUUCCCUAGAAUCGGUGAAUGAGGCUUCCAAGAAUCCUCCAUGCAUCUUUCUCAGUGAUUCCACCUUUGAAUGCCUCCUCUGUAGAAAACCGAAAAAAAAUGUCAACACCUAACUCGCCAUGUGCAGCCUGCAAGUUUCUGAGGCGGAAAUGCACGCAAGAAUGCGUUUUUGCACCGUAUUUCCCACCUGAUCAACCUCAAAAAUUCGCUAAUGUCCACAGGGUAUUUGGGGCCAGCAACGUCGCUAAGCUUCUCAACGAGCUCAACACCGUGCAACGCGAAGAUGCCGUGAAUUCCCUUGCUUAUGAAGCUGAGGCUCGUCUCCGCGAUCCUGUCUACGGUUGUGUUGGUCUAAUCUCGAUCCUUCAACACAGGCUUAAGGAACUCCAAAGUGAUCUCUACAACGCCAAGAAAGAGCUGGCACACUAUAUUGGUCCUCAAGCAAUGCUUCCCACUCUGCAAACCCAAGCGUAUAUGCCUCAGAUGCAUCUGGGUAACCCAACUGCUUCGUCUCUGAUGCAACAUGGGGCGUUGCCGAUAAUGAGUGUCCCUAGUCAGCCAACGCACGGCGGGCAAUUGGUGAUACACGAGCCUCAGCAGCAGCAGCAGCAACAACAACAACAUCAAAACCAAAUCUUUGAGGCUCAGCAAUUUGCUGCUGCUUUGGCAGCAAGAGAGCAUCAAGAUAUGUUUAGGGCUUAUGAGCAACAGCAAGAGAUUGUGAGGUUUAACAGGGGUUUCGAUAUCUCGGAUACAGUUAAUACCACCGGAUUUAAUCAGAUUACUGUUGCUGCAAUGUCACCUUCUCUGGCUCUAGGCAGCUUUGAUACUUCUUACCAGGUUCAACCACAGCAAGUGGAUCACCACCAACAUCACCAGCUCCAGGCUCAGCUUUUUCUUCAGCCACAACAGGCACAGCCUCAGCCCCAUGAACAACAACAAACUCAACAGCAGCAUCAACCAUCAGGAAGUGAUGAGGGUGGAAGCAUAGGCCCAUCUUGUUGAUUUUUUUUUCCUUUUACAGCUCUUAUGCGCUAAUUCUAAUUCCUUGAUGCAAUUUCCCAUUCGAGCUAGGUACGUAUUCUUUACUCUUUUGUCAUUAUUUUAUUUUUUUGAGUGGUGGUGGUGGGUGUUUGUGUGCCCGUGCACAUGAUGGUCUCAGAUCACUGGAACAGCUUCGCAUUUAUGACUGCUUUCUGUGCUUUUAUUUGCAAUCUGGUUUGAUUUUUCACAAAUGGAGCAAUACCAUCUGGUGGGUAGUGGAAAAACAAUAUUACUCUUUAUUGCAUAGAGCAGAAAGGGUUGGUAAAGAGAAUUAUUGUCUUUUCACUGCAAGGGACAUACCCCCCCCUUCCCCUGGCCUUCAUCAUCAAUUAUACCUAGAACCUAUAGUUACUUGCAUACCAGUCUACCAGAUAGUAGAUAUUCCUUUCCUCCUCCUGAUCUGGUGGCUUGCAUGGCUACUUUUGUGAACAAAUCAAAAAUGGAUUGAUAUAGUUAAUGCCAUGAUGAUGGUUUCUGCUUAUUCAAGUCAAUGUUGAGAUUAAUUUGAUGAUUAUGGGGUUUUUUAUUUAUAUGUUAGUACAUAAAAUUUACUUCAAAACAAAAAUGAAACCAAUUUUGAUAGAAUUCCAUAAUUAUGCACUUAUUUCAUAAGUCUGCACUUUAUUUAUAAAUUCUACUAAUCUUGAUAUAAUUUCUCUUAACUUUAACCAACCAUAUGAUUUUUUUUAACAGAUUAAGCAUGAAUUUUGCAGAUAAACAGAUCCUGAAGACCUGUUUUGCCACAGAUUAGGAUGCUUAAUUUACCACAGCAUAGGAUGCUUAAUUUACCACAGCUACAUUUGAAUUUUCAUCAUAAAUUCAGAACACAAACAGGUCCUGAAGACUUUUUUUAACUACCCUUUUUUUUCUUCUCUCUUGUGUACAAGUCAUAAAUGCAAGAUACAGCUAAACAUAGACAUAGAGAGGGAUGUAAAUCUGAGAUCUGAAUUCUCAAGUCAGCAUUGUAUUUUGGGGUUUGAAGAAGAAGAAGAAGACUUGUGGGAAGAUAAAAAUUUUGAAAUUUUGGAUCUGCAUUGAUAUUUGAGUACAGCUUUUUUUGUUCCUCCUCAUUUGGUAGAGAAAAAUAAGGCAUGAUUAGUUUUUUU